This is a messenger RNA of Corylus avellana, 1182 nucleotides long. The record is from RefSeq and is a predicted model, not a curated record. NCBI's taxonomy places the organism in Eukaryota, Viridiplantae, Streptophyta, Magnoliopsida, Fagales, Betulaceae.
AUGGAGGGGGAGAAAGUCGGGAUUGCCAUUACUGAAGGGGAGAUUGAGGAUGCUCGUUUUCAAGGUGGGCGCUGCUUGAUUGGGAAACUCUGGAUGGGGAGAAUGGCGAAUAAGGAAGCGUUCAAAAUAGUACUUUCCAGAAUCUGGCGCACACUGGGAGGAGUAACUUUCAAGGAGUUGGAUGACAACAUAUGGCUUUUUGAGUUUGAAGAUGCGGAUGAUAUGCGGAGAGUUCUGCAGGGAAGGCCAUGGUCUUUUGAUAGGCAUAUUCUUGUUCUCAAUGAAUUUGAUGGAAGCACGUUGCCAGCGCAGAUGGCAUUCACGCACUCUCCCUUUUGGGUGCAAAUACAUGACAUGCCAUUACUAUGCAUGACUAAAGGAGUAGGGAUCAAGAUUGGAGAAUCGAUGGGGCAAUUAGAGGACAUUGACCUGGCUGGAGAUGGGGUAGGGUGGGGAAGGUGUCUGCGUCUCCUUGUAGUAAUUGACUUAUCCAAACCAUUGGAAUGGGGGCGUGCCCUUAUGCUGGAAGGAAAGUCUCACUGGGUAACAUGCAGAUAUGAAAAGCUACCAAUGGCUUGUUUCGAUUGCGGUAGGAUCAUCCAUGGAGAGAAGGGGUGUCCUAUACCACGUAGCACAAAACUGAAUGGGAAGACGGAAAAGAAAGAAUGGGGAGUGUGGCUCCGGGCGGAUGAUGGGCGGAAGAGAGGAGGUGGUGGACCUGAUUUCGGAGUCGGGGGGGAACAUCGAGCAAAAAAGGCGAUAUGGGGGAUGACGGCGCCGAGCUGUUUCAAAAGAAUGAGAGGAGCGAUAGGAGAAGGAAAGGAGAACAUAGAGGAGUCGGCUGGACAGAUUGAGGUAAAUCAGGGACACGCGGCAAAUAAUACUCCUCUCGUGGGCGAUACAUACCAUGCUGAGGUGGCGGGAAAAGAGAGUGGGGAAAAAGAGCUGGUUGAAAGUGGAGUUAGCUUACGUAUGUGGAAGCGCAGAACACGAGAGGGGCGUAAUAGUGCUGUAACAGUUGGGGUGGGGCACGGAUCAAAUAAGAAGCGAAAGGCGCAGAUAGGCGAUAAUGGGAAAGGAACAGAGUGGGUGGGUAAACGGGGGAGGCUGCUAAGUGUGGAAGGGAAUGACAACAACGAAGAAAUGGCGGUGGCUGAUUUUCAGCCCCGCCAUCAACAAUGA